AUGGAGAGCUCUAAUACCAUGAUGAAUCUCGACGAUAAUAGAUUCAAAGAUAGUCACGGUGCGCGACAAUGUACUAAUGUCGCGGAGAAUAAACAGGCAAAGACCAAAGGCUCGAACGUUUUGGACAAAGAGGAGCGACGAAAAUGGACCGAAAUACAGCAUUGCCCAGAUAGGUUUUCCUUGCUGGACAACAUCAAUAAUUUCAGCGUUGCCGACAUAUGCCAGAAAAUAGCCGUCGCCUGCGGUGUACAGUCCUCACAGAUCGAAGACGCCUUUCCAUGUACGCCGCUUCAGGAGGGUCUACUAGCUCUGAGUGCGCAUCUACCAGGCUACUAUGUCGCACAAUACACAUUACAGCUGCGCCCAGACGUCGACGAUGUCGCUCUACAAGCCACUUGGAGACAUGUCUAUGCGACGACGCCCAUCUUGAGAACACGCAUAGUUGAUCUCGCCGGCGAGGGCUUGGUACAGACCAUUAUAGACGAGCCAUUCGAAUGGACGACAGCCGACGAUCUCGAUGGAUAUCUGCGCCAUGACAGUCAGCGGACCACAGGGACAGGGACUCCUCUAGCUCGAUUCGCGCUUAUUGGUGAUCACAAACGCAGGCAGCGCUUUUUCGUCUGGACAAUGCACCAUGCGCUUUACGAUUUCUCUUCAGUGCCACUGCUUGUAAAAAAGGUGAACGAUGUUCACUUAGGCAAACAACCGGCUGCUUCGGCUCCAUUCCAGAAUUUUGUGAAGUAUAUUAGAGAGAUGGACGUCUCUUCCGCAGAAAGGAUAUGGAAACAGCACCUGCAUGGUAACGAGGCACCAAUCUACCCUCCACUUCCGAACAUCAAAUAUCGUCCCAAGGCAGAUCAAACGGUGUCUUGCGUAAUCAAAGAACUCCCGUGGUCACGCGAAGCCAGCACCCAGACGAUGCCGAUGGUCUGGGCGGCAUGGGCCGUUCUCAUGGGCCAGCACGCAGCUACAGAUGAAGCAGUCUUUGGAAUAACUACAUUUGGACGACAGGCCAAUGUAGCUGGCAUCGAGAGCAUGACUGGCCCUACCAUGGCAACUAUACCAUUGAGGGUAGAGCUUGCCAAGAAAAUGACGGUCAAGGAAUUUGUAUGCGGACUACAACGGUCAGCAGCAGAGCUAGCCACAGUUGAGCAUUACGGGCUGCAAAGAAUCCGCAAGAUCAGCAUCGAUGCGGAGAGAGCUUGCGAGUUUCAGACUCUUGUCGACGUUAAUCUACAGGAAGAGUAUCUGAAUCCAAAAGAUGGACCAUUCGACCCAAGCUCUCUCGGGAAUGUCUCUGCCUCUGACAAUGCCCAAAACGGGCCACUCUUUAGCACUUUCGCAUUGAAGGUCCAAUUGAAAUUGCUAGCAUGCGGUCUGGACUGCAUGUUUACAUUUGACUCCCGCAUAGUCGGGCGCGAUGAAGCGAUCUCUCUCCAACGUCAGCUCGAGCAUGUUCUCCGGCAACUUUGCGAUCCGAGAAAUGCUGGUGUAAACCUAUCGGACAUCGAUUGGACAGGUCCGAGCGAUUUGGAGCGCGUUUGGACCUGGAAUGAGACAGUCCCUCAGAGGGCCAACGACUGCGUACAUGACUUGAUAUCACAAACAGGCCGCAGUCAGCCUGAUGCCCCAGCUAUCUGUGCUUGGGAUGGUAAGCUUACAUAUGGAGCGCUUGACCGAAUGUCUACCGACUUGGCCCACUACCUAGUCAGCCAGGGCGUUGAGAGAGGUACGAUAGUGCCAUUAUGCUUCGAAAAAUCCAUGUGGACAUCCAUUUCAAUUCAAGGAGUAAUGAAAGCAGGCGGCGCUUGUGUUACUAUGGACACCACCCAGCCAGAAGCCCACUUACAGCGCAUUGCUCGUCAGGUCUCAGGAAAAGUUCUUCUAUCGUCGGUUGCCAACAAAGCGAUGGCGGAACGACUGGCAGGCGACCACACGAAUGUGAUUAUACCCGAGGCUUUCUUUUCACGGCCCAUGAGUACACAGUCGAACACCUGUUUGCCUACUGUCGACCCAUCAGACAGGGUCUACAUAGUCUUUACGUCUGGAAGUACCGGGACACCAAAAGGUGCUAUGAUCACCCAUUCUAAUUUCAGUUCUGCCAUUCUCCACCAACGCGGACCUCUCGGCAUGCAACCCACGGAUAGAGUCUUUGACUAUGUGUCGUAUGCGUUCGAUGUUUCGUGGCUGAAUGCAUUACUCACAUUAGCUGUGGGAGCUUGUCUCUGUGUGCCGAGCGAAGAGGAGCGUCGUGGCGAUAUUGCGGCAUCAAUACGUCGCUACGGCGUGACAUAUGCCGAUCUUACUCCAUCUAUAACGCGUUUGAUUGAACCGAGUGAAGUGCCGUCGCUUAGACACCUUACCUUUGGUGGCGAAGAAGUCCUUGCUGAGGAUGCUAUCCGCUGGGGGAAUUUACAGGAGGCCGUCAACGCUUAUGGGCCUGCCGAGUGUACGCCCAAGAGUCACGCAUACGAUUACAUCUCAGAGGCAUCCAAGCUGGCAAAUGAAAUUGGUUGGGGAAUUGGGCUGAACUCCUGGGUGACGCAGCCCGAGAACCCCGACAAGCUGGCAAUCAUUGGUGCUUUGGGCGAAUUAUGGCUUGAAGGACCACUCGUGGGUGCUGGUUACCUUGGCGAGCCUGAGAAGACAGCGGCUGCCUACAUCGAGAAUCCCCCUUGGCUGUUGAGUGGUGGGCCAGGUCAUUCUGGCAGAACUGGGCGCCUGUACAAGACUGGUGACCUGGUUCGCUAUAAUCCAAACGGUUCAUUGAUAUACGUUAAGAGAAAGGACGCACAGGUGAAGGUGCGAGGGCAGCGUGUAGAACUUGCUGAAAUUGAACAUCACGUUCGGAAUGCGCUCGCUUUCCGGAAGGGUGACCUCAGUGUAGUUGCCGCACUGAUCUUACCAAAAGGUGGCGAUAACAAAAUUCUGACAGCAUUCGUCAGCACAUCCGUGACUGAUGACAACACUGGCAAGUCUGCACUUGGUGCUCGUGUAUCCCAAGCCACAGACACCCUGAAGGAGCGUGUUCCAUCCUACAUGAUCCCUGGAGCAUACGUGUUUCUACAACGUAUGCCCAUGAGUGCUACUGGUAAGACAGACCGGAAGAAGUUGCAAGCAAUUGGGUCUUCUAUGACACUGGAAGAGCUUACCUCGCUCGGCAACACUUACGAGGAAGGUGGACGGAGAGCGCCUACAACGGCGAUUGAGCUUCGUCUGCAAGCGGCUUGGGCAUGUACCCUCCAGACAAGCGCUGAGAAGCUGGGUCUAGACGACAAUUUCUUCAGGAUUGGUGGUGAUUCUAUUCUUGCUAUGCGGCUAGUCAGUGCUGCGAGGCGUGGGGGCCUGUCAAUCGAGGUUCCAGACAUCUUCCGAAAGCCCACUCUUGCUGGCCUUGCAACUCUAGCUACUGAGAUUCCGACAACAGCAUCAGAUCUGCCGGAACCUAUCUCUCCCUUCUCACUUUUGCGGCCAGGGAUAAGCUUCGCACACAUACGUAGCCAUGCCGCUGCUGCGUGUGGUGUUCCACCUGAUCUCAUACAAGAUGCUUUCCCGUGUACACCAUUGCAGGAAGGACUGAUGGCGCUGAGUACUCGCCGGAAAGGAGACUACGUUCCGCGAUUUGUGCUGCCCUUGAAGGAUUCAAUCGACAUCGAACGGUUUCGCAAUGCGUGGUCCCAAAUGGCAGUGGCCACUCCAAUUUUACGGACACGCAUUUUAGAUAUCGCGGAUCAAGGCCUCGUGCAAGUCGUGCUUGACGAGGAAGUAAUGUGGGAAACCAAAGAAUCCGAUCUGGAUGAAUAUCUCCAAAUGGAGCAGGCCAUCCGUGUCGGCCUUGGAACGCCGCUCGUGCGUUAUGAAUUGAUCAGAGAUCACAAGCUCCAGCGGACGUUCUUUGUUUGGACAAUACACCACUCAUUGUACGAUGGAUGGUCCAUGGAUCUAAUGAUUCGACGAGCACAGCAGCUUUAUCGAGGCCAAUCGCUGUCUCCAAUCACCCCGUUCCAAAACUUCGUCAAGCGAGUAAGCAUUGACAUGGUGCAAGCUUCUGCAGAACGGACGUGGAACGAGUACUUAAAUGAACUGGAUGCACCGCCCUUCCCCUCAAUAUCUUCGACAACCUCCCAACCUGAAAGUAACAGCAUGUUGACACAUACCAUCGCAAGAGUACAGUGGCCACGAACGGGGAUUACAGCUUCGAUAGCAGUACGUGCGGCCUUAUCUGUUGCAAUAAUGCAGUAUACAGGCCUUGAUGAGGCAUUAUUUGGAUCCAGCUCUAUGGGACGUCAGAUCAAUAUGUUGGGAAUUGAGGAAGUGGUUGGGCCGACGAUAGCGACGGUCCCAGUCCGCGUCACUUCGAAACAAGAAGAAACCAUAGCCGAAUUUUUGCAGCGAAUUCAGGAACAAGCAAUUCAAUUGACUGCCGUUGAACAGUUUGGCCUACAGCGGAUACGACUGCUUGGAGCUAACGCUGAACAAGCAUGCCAGUUCCAAACACUUCUUGUUGUACAACCAAAGAGUCAAAAUAACGGUGAAGAUGCACUAUUUGAGCUGUCUAGCAAAGAGGGAACAGUUGAGAAACCAGUCAACGAAGCUGCAACGUUCAGUACUUACGCACUGAUGAUAGAAUGCACACUGGCUGAGGAUGAGCUGCUUUGUCAUGUGUCGUAUGACUCUGAAAUAAUAUCAUCCGGCAAAGCCCAGAGGUUUUGCUAUACUUUCGAGCAAGCGAUUCGUCAACUGUGUAUGCCAGAGAAUAACGCAAAACGGCUUGCGGAUCUCGAUCUCUUAAGCCCUCAGGACUUGAAAUCCAUCUGGGAAUGGAACUCAAUUAUCCCUGAGAGCGAUUUAAGUUGCAUGCACGAGUUGAUCUCUCGUACGAUCUGUCGACAGCCCGAAGCCGCUGCUGUGUGUGCUUGGGACGGCGAACUGACGUAUAAGGAGCUCGAUUGCUUCUCUACGAGACUCGCCCACAAAUUGGUUGAUCGAGGCAUUGGAGGUCAGGGGGGAAACUUUGUACCUCUAUGUUUCGAAAAGUCGAAGUGGACGCCUGUAGCUAUCUUGGGUGUGAUGAAGGCCGGUGGAGCCUCUGUUACUUUGGAUUGUAAUUUGCCAGAACAGCGGUUGCAAUCCAUAGUCUCUCAGGCCUCCCCUCAGCUCAUCUUGGCCUCAGCAAGACAGAUAGAGCUUGCUGGUAGGCUUACAUCCGCACCAGUCAUGACUGUCGACGCAUCUCUCAUGGAGCCGCUUUCACCAUCGCUGGAGCUCAAUGCCCUACCUACAGUAAGGCCGUCAGAUGCGAUCUAUGUCGUUUUCACCUCCGGUAGUACAGGGACUCCAAAGGGGGCAGUGAUGACACACCGAGGCUUCAGCAGCGCUAUCCGGCACCAGUCACAAGCGCUACGCUAUUCAGCUACUUCGAGAACCUAUAACUUUGUCUCCCACAGUUUUGACGUCUUCUGGCAUGACGUACUUCGGACCUUCACGGCUGGAGGUUGUUUAUGUGUGCCAUCCGAGGAUGACCGUAUGAACGACUUAGCAGGUUCAUUCGAGAGGCUCCGAGCCAAUUCGAUUGCCAUUACCCCCUCAUCUGCUCGACUGAUUGACCCGGAACAUGUUCCAGGGUUGAAGCAUCUAAUCAUGGGCGGAGAACCAGUGACCGCUGCAGACGUAUCGAGGUGGAAAGGCCGAGUCGACAACAUCAUUAGCGUUUAUGGACCUGCAGAAUGUGUGCCGCCAAUCAUGAUAGCACCUUGUGAUCCGAAUUCUACCCUCGCACCUAGCCUUGGCCGUGGCGCAGGCGUGAACGUAUGGCUGGUUGAUCCUCGGGAUCACGACAAACUUUCAGCCGUAGGUGCGACAGGCGAGGCUCUGAUCGAAGGCCCUCUAGUUGGAGAAGGUUAUAUCGGCAACAAGGAGUUAUCCGAGAGGGCCUUCAUAGAUGCUCCGAGUUGGCUCGUACGAAAAGACACCGACCCGGAAAGCUGUCAACACCGCUUGUAUAAGACUGGUGAUCUCCUGAGAUACAACGAGGAUGGAACGCUGGAUUUUGUAGCACGGAAAGAUGCUCAAGUCAAGCUCAAUGGACAGCGCUUCGAACUCGCAGACGUCGAACAGAAUUUGUACCAUGUCAUUGGCGCACACAGUAAUGUACAGCUCGCAUCGGAGAUAAUAUCGCCUAAAAGCCAGGACAAAAAACUUCUCGUCGCUUUUGUGACUACUGCAAGCUUCUCUCGUGCUGUUGACGAUGCUCACACAAUGAAGGACCACAGGACCGCGUGGAUUGCGGCACUGGAGAAAAGACUGCCUAAGUACAUGAUACCCAGUGCAUUCAUUCCUCUAGAUGAGAUUCCCAAAACAGCGACAGGAAAGUUAGAUCGCCGACGACUGCGCGACUUGGGCGCCUCUAUGACCUUUGAAGAACUGAACUCCUACAGCUCUCCAGGCCGCGAGCGACAGCCGCCCACUACAGAGGUCGAGUGCCUACUACAGAAACUUUGGGCCUCUGUACUGACAAUUGAACCGAGCCGGAUUGGUGCGAAUGACAGCUUUCUACAAAUUGGUGGAGAUUCAAUCUCGGCGAUGCGACUUGUCACUACCGCGAAGGAACAGGGGCUGGCAUUGACAGUGGCUGAUAUAUUCACAAAACCAAUCUUGCAUGAGUUGGCUAGCUCGGCCAAGAGGGUGAUCCAAGGAGAUUUCACCCGCAAGAUCGAACCAUUCUCGCUACUCACUAUCGAGGAAGAUGUUACAGAGUUAUCUGAGCGUGCGGCUAUGUUAUGCGGUGUCACAGCCUCGCAAGUACAGGAUGUGUUCCCUUGUACACCGCUACAAGAAGCUCUACUAGCACAGACUGCAAAGCGUGCUGGUGAUUAUACUGCACGUUUCACCGUAGAGUUGCGUUCUUCCACUGAAGUGCCUCGUUUCAAGCGGGCCUGGGAAUCUGUUUACGACAGCAAUCCAACCUUAAGGACAAGGAUUAUUGAGCUUUCUGGCCAUGGCCUCGUACAAGUUGUUCUCAAAGAGUCCAUUCGUUGGAGCCAUAUUCGGACCUUAGACGAGAUUGAAAUGACUAAAGAAGGAAGAAGCAUUGGACUCGGUACUUCACUCACACAAAAUGAUCUCAUGGAAGACGAAGAGUCAGGCCGUAAGUAUUUUGUCUGGACCAUUCACCACGCACUUUACGACGGCUGGUCGAUACCACUUUUGAUGGAGGACCUUGCUCAAGCCUACAAUGGCCAAGUUCUUGCACCGUCUCCGCCUUUCCAAAGCUUCGUUUCAUAUGUGCAGGAAAGCGAUGAACUUACCACAAAUGCCUUUUGGGAAGACAUGUUCCAAGGCUUGGAAGCACCAUCAUGGCCGGUAGUGGCAUCGACGACACAUCAGCUGCGUGCGGACACGAAUUUUGCACAUACUAUUACUGGUGUAGAUUGGCCCAGGGAAAGCAACAUCACCGCUUCAACAAUCCUACGUGCAACCUUGGCUAUCCUCAUGGGAGAAUAUAGCGCCGCUAGGGAGGUGCUCUUUGGUGCUACAGUUAUUGGUCGACAAGCUCCUGUUGAAGCAAUCGACCGUAUGACAGGGCCAACGAUUACGACUGUUCCAAUCCGCAUAAAGCUAGUUGCGGAGCAGAGCAUCGACGGACUCCUUCGCGACAUUCAGAAACAAGCCAUCGACAUUAUGCCGUUCGAGCAGAUUGGCCUCAAGCGCCUUCGACGAAUAAGCGACGAUGCUGAACAGGCUUGUCAAUUCCAAACUCUUUUGGUGGUUCAGCCUGGGCCAUCGUCUAAUGACCCGUCGCGCCAACUGUUUGAACACUCCAUACAUGCCGAGGAGGCCCUCAACAAAGACACCGUGAACACGGCCUUCAACACUCAUGCCCUUCAAGUCGUCUGCGAUCUCAUGGAUGACGGUAUAACAGCAGACUUUGUUGCCGACUCUACGAUCAUCGAUCAGACUCAACUGCGUCGAAUGGCUUUCCAGUUCGAACAUAUCCUACGACAGAUAUGCUCACUAGGGCGGGGCGCAUCUAGAGUCGCUGAUAUUGAGACUAUUAGCGCCCAUGAUCGCGCUGAGAUUGGAAGCUGGAACUCGAAGCCCUGGACACCAGUGAAGCAGUGCGUCCUGGAGCUUCUUGAAACGACGUCGCACCGGAAGCCAUCUGCAACAGCCAUUUGUGCCUGGGACGGGGGCUUCACAUAUGCCGAAUUGGAAACGCUCUCGACUAAAUUAUCUUACAAUUUGGUUACCUGCGGAGUCAAACCAGGAGUAACAGUUCCCAUACUUUUUGAAAAGUCGAAAUGGAUGUCGGUAGCCAUGAUUGCUGUAAUCAAGGCUGGUGGUACUGGUGUCACUUUGGACUCAAGUCUUCCCGAAAAUAGGUUACGAUCCAUCGUUGAGCAAGUCAAUCCCAAGCUCAUCGUUUCUUCACCAGCUUGUGAGGCACUUGCAGACCUCCUCACUGCCGAAAGGGUAGUCUUGUUGGAUGACCGUUGCCUGGCACAAUUGCCCAGCCCUCCAGAGAAUUAUCUACUCCCAGCUGUAACACCUGAUGAUCCUUUGUAUAUCGCGUUCACGUCAGGCAGUACCGGGCGGCCAAAGGGAGUCGUAGUCUCCCACAGUCAGUUCAGCAGCGCAAUUAAGUAUCAGCAGCAAGGGCUCUGCAUCACAGAAACCUCCCGGGUUUACGAAUUCGUUUCGUAUGGCUGGGAUGGCAUCUGGUUGCAUCUUCUAUUCACCCUGGCAGCUGGUGCCUGCCUGUGUGUUCCAAGUGAGGCAAAUCGUCGGGACCGAAUCGCAGAGUCGAUGCGAGCUUUGCAGGCAAACUAUGUGCAUCUUACACCCACAGUAGCGCGAAUGCUGAAUCCAUCCCAGGUGCCAAACCUGAAAUGCGUGGGACUGGUCGGAGAGGCGAUGCUCACAUCUGACAAAGAUCAGUGGACGCGAUUCGGGAUCAAAGUUCUGAAUCUCUACGGACCUACUGAAUGCACACCGCUGAGUAGCUGCGCCGAAAUCGGAAGCGAGAGUGAAGGGGCAUUGGUGAUAGGCAAGGGCUUUGGUGCGAAUCUGUGGAUUAUUCGACCACAAGACUCUUCACACGACCUUGCACCUAUCGGAGCCGUUGGUGAACUCGUGAUUGACGGGCCGAUUGUGAGUAAAGGUUACUUUUCAGACGCAGUCAGUACUUCCAAAGUCUUUGUUUCCAACCCACCGUGGCUAAAACACGACACCCGACAUGCUUCCGAAAUUUUUGUCUACAAGACUGGCGAUCUUGUUCGCUAUACCUCAGACGGAAACGUAGUAUUUGUUGGCCGGAAAGACUCGCAGGUCAAGAUCCGUGGGCAGCGAGUCGAGCUGAACGACRUCGAGAGUCACAUGCGCAGGAGCCUUACCAGGAAUGCACAAUCAACCGCAUCCCAACAAGCUAGGAUUUCUGGCUUCGCAGACGUGCUGAUCCCGGCAGAGAGCAAAACUCCAACACUUGUUGCUUUCCUUCACGUUCACUCAGCAGAAGAUCUGUCUCAGGAUGAGCUGCGCUCUGUAGCAGGCCAGGUCGUCCCUGGGCUGGUGCAACAGCUUACGAGCUCACUACCUGCGUACAUGGUUCCAAAGUUUUUCAUCCCAGUAACUCAAGUUGCUACUACGGCGACUGGAAAGAUCGACCGGAGCUCUUUGCGUAAGAUAGGUCAACUCUAUACUCUUGAGCAGCUCUCAGCACUUAAUCCUGAGCGAGGUAUCAAGCGACAACCAGUCAACAAAACAGAGGUCCUUAUUCAGCAACUAUGGUCACAAGUGCUCGACAUCAAUGCUGAAAACAUUGGAUGUGAUGACAGCUUCUUCCAAGUCGGCGGCGAUUCUGUUAGCGCUAUGAGUCUGGCUGGUAUAGCGCGAGACUACGGUCUGUCGCUCACAGUCUCUGACAUCUUCAAGAAUCCAAGGUUGGAGGAUUUGGCUGCAGCUGCAGGCGAAGUGGUGGCUGCGAAUUCCGAAAUAUUACCAUUUUCUCUGUUACCAAGUGGUAUGGAUGAGGAAAGUGUUCGGGCCCAGGCAGCGCGACUCUGCAAGAUGAAACCUGAACAUAUUGAGGACGUCUUCCCAUGUACACCGAUGCAAGAAGGCCUACUAGCAAUAACGGCAAGACGUGCCGGUGCUUUUACUGCUCGCUAUACCUUGGAGCUACAGAUCUCGGUUGACUUGGAUCAGUUCUGUCAAGCGUGGACCGAAGUGCUUCAGGCUACGCCCAUCCUGAGAACCCGCAUUAUCGACUUACCUGGCCAGGGUCUUGUCCAGGUUGUUUCCAAGAUUGCUGAGCAAUGGACCGAAAGCGACAGUCUCGACCACCUUGAAGUGACAAAUCCAAGCAUGACGAUGGGACUUGGCCUACCCUUGAAUUUGCAAAGUAUUAUCAUCGAAAGAGAAACCAAGCGCCGCUUCUUUAUUUGGACAGUGCAUCAUGCUCUUUACGAUGGCUGGUCUCGGUCUCUUGUGAUGAAUCGAUUGGAAAAAGCAUACCGAGGCGAAGCACUUGGACGGUCGCCACCGUUUCAAAUCUUUGCGAAACAUCUAGCUGAUCUCAAUACGAGACGAUGUGAAUCAUUUUGGCAGGAGCUACUGUCGAGGAUCGAAGCGCCCUCAUUCCCAUCACUUCCCAUUCCAGCAUACGAGCCACAGGCGGACAAGAGCAUUACAAACGUCAUCUCCAAUAUAGAUUGGCCCAAGGGCGACAUUACCCCAUCAACGAUAGUUCGAGCAGCAUGGUCGAUACUGACUUCUGAGUACACUGGGGUGGACGAGGCAUUGUUUGGCGUCACCGUCAUGGGUCGUCAAGCCGUCCAGGGCAUCGAGCAAAUGGUUGGCCCCACGAUUGCAACCAUUCCAGUCCGCGUGGUUCUCAACAAACAAGAGCCGCUUGAAGUCUUAUUCCGCGGAGUCCAACAGCAAGCUGUGGAGUCAAUGGAAUUCGAGCAAAUUGGUCUGCAAAACCUUCGUCGUAUCAGCAGCGAUACCGAGAGAGCCUGUCAAUUCCAGACGCUGUUGUUGAUCCAACCACGGACUCUGGCAGACGAUACAAAUAGAUCUAGAGAACUCUUCCAGCAUUCUCUAGGUGACGAGAAGGUGGCAAAUUCCGACGACGUUAACGCUGCGUUCAGCAAUUAUGCACUGCAACUUUGCUGUGACCUUGGGAAAGAUGAUCUGACCUUGAGUCUUGUGGCCGACACGAACGUUAUUAAUGAACUGCAAUUGCAACGUAUUCAACGACAAUUCGGGCACAUCAUCCGCUUACUAUGCAAAACAAAGUCCGAUGUCAAGCUAGGUGAUAUCAGUAUCACAGGUCCACACGAUCGACAAGAAAUUUGGCGGUGGAAUGCAAGUGUGCCCGAAACAGCAGCUGUGUGUGUGCACGACUUGAUCAGGAAGACUGUCAAAACCAGUGAUCCGACAAGGGUGGCUAUAAACGCUUGGAAUGGCAGUCUCACCUAUGUUGAACUCGAUCGCCUGUCAACUCGUCUCGCCCAUCGGCUAUGCAGUCUAGGCGUAGGUCGAGGUACAAUCGUUCCCCUCUGCUUUGAGAAGUCGGUCUGGACUCCAGUGGCACAGGUUGCAGUCAUGAAAGCAGGAGGCGCAUCAGUGGUAUUGGAUACAACUAUUCCUGAACAGCGACUACUAGCGAUCACUCGGCAGGUCCAACCUUUAGUGAUAGUAUCGUCGACUGUAAAUGAGCAGCUAGCUAGCCGACUUGCCGAUGCAACAGUAGUGACUGUUGAUAUGGAUCAAUUAUCUCAGCUUCCAGAUUCGGGUUGCGCACUACCUGUCGUUCAACCUUCUGAUCUGCUGUACGUCGUAUUCACUUCCGGCAGCACGGGUCUUCCCAAAGGAGCGCUUGUCACACAUCAAAACUUCAGCAGCGCGAUCCAACAUCAACAGCAUCGUCUCGGGAUCGUUCCCACUUCCCUGGUUUACGACUUUGUUUCGUAUGCAUUCGAUGUUGCAUGGUCCAACCUGAUCMACACGCUUACAGCUGGAGCGUGCUUGUGCAUCCCUAGUGAAUCUGAUCGACGAGGAAAUAUCGCCCAAUCGAUACAAGAUCUCCGAGCCAAUUAUGCUCACUUGACACCAACCGUGGCUCGGACUAUUGACCCUGCAGCUGUUCCUGGACUUCAAACAAUGAGUCUGAUUGGCGAACCUGUCUCGCAAGCUGAUAUAGAACGAUGGGCUGACCGUCGGGUCAUGCUGAAUACUUAUGGCCCCGCUGAAUGCACACCUGUGAGCACAAUCCAAGAUCUUAAAAUAACGGAUAUGGGUGAGCCUCGGAUCGGCAAAGGUAUCGGUGCCAACACAUGGAUCGUCCGUGCAGAUGGCAGCCCAGAUCUGUGCGCAAUCGGUGCUGUUGGCGAGCUCGUGAUAGAAGGACCAAUCGUCGGUUCUGGCUACCUUUCAGAUCCCGCGAAAACCGCCAGUUCGUUCAUCGAAAACCCUCCGUGGCUGCUUCAGCGCGAGGACGGACAUGAAGGUCGCACCGGACGGGUAUACAAGACCGGAGACCUGGUCUGUUACGAUUGGGAUGGCAGUCUGAGAUUCAUCGGCCGCCGAGAUACUCAAGUCAAGAUUCGCGGUCAGCGAGUCGAACUCGGAGACAUCGAGAACCAUCUCCAGAAGCACCUCUCCGUAUACGGCGACGUGGAAGUCGUGGUCGACGUUCUGUGUCCAAGCGGAAGCAAGAAUCCUAUUCUUGUUGCCUUCAUCUGUCCUUCAGGCGCAGCUACGAUCUCUGAAUUGGAUCUCAUUGCCACCGUGCAGCGUAUGACAACAGCAAUUGAGCCGAGGCUUCGAGAAGAUCUUCCAUUGUAUAUGAUACCGAACGCUUACGUUCCAAUGCCUGUUAUGCCGGCCACGGUCACAGGCAAGCGUAACCGGACAGAGCUGCGGAGAUACGGUCAAACUAUGACACUUGAGCAAUUAAUCGCGCUGGGUGCAGGGCAACAGAAGCGGCAGAAGCCUUCCACUCAGCUAGAACGACAACUGCAAAACAUUUGGGCCUCUAUCCUACACAUUGCUCCAGACUCAAUUGGAUCAGAGGACAGUUUCUUCCAGCUCGGAGGAGACUCCAUCAUCGCAAUGCGUCUGGUUCGAGAAGCAAGCAUUAGAGACCUACCCUUUACAGUCCAGGAUGUCUUCACGCACCCGCGACUCUGUGACUUGGCAACACUCGUGGAAAAGUCUGUCUCGGAUAGCGCAAUCGUCGGGCGCAAUGAAGAUGCAGCACUUGAUCUUCGCGGUACGCAAGCUGUCGCUCAUAGUAACCAGGCGAAGACGAUGCUCGGAAGGCCGGUCACUUCAUUCCAGACAAGGUGUAUCGAAGCCGCAUUACGGGAAGACAAACAAUGGUGGAAUUACUGUUCGUUGGACUUUCCUCCUCAUAUACCGACAUCGCAAAUCCUCAACGUGUGCAAAGCCUUGUGGGAUCAAUUUGACAUCCUCCGCACUGUCUUCAUCUGGGAUCAAGGUCGAUAUUUGCAGAAGGUGCCGCCAGAGCAACAGCUCAGCUACAGCAUCGAGGAGCACGAUGGCGAUAUCAACCACUUGACCAGACGCGUGUGCUUGGAAGACUUCAAAGAGCCUGCGAGACUUGGCGCCUGCUUCACAAAGUUUUUCAUCAUCGCCACUUCAGCAGGCGAGAGAAAAUUGGUCUUGCGGCUUUCGCACGCUCAGUACGACGGCAUGAGUCUCCAAUAUCUCCUACGGUGCCUUUCUUCUGCCUUUCAUGGAGAAGUGCUACCCGACUCGCCGCGAUUCACCGACUUCAUCGACCGAAACAUGAUGGACACGGCAAGCUCAGAUCAUUUCUGGCAGUCGCUCUUACAAGAUGUGCCGAUGACACCGAUUCCUGCACCUCAAGGACCGUUAACCUUUGCACAGGUCGAAGCUAUUCCCAAGGCAUCUUGCACCAGGGAGGUAGGCUUCUCUGUGACGCACAGCGAUAUGACACCCGCCACAGUGUUCACAGCCGCAUGUGCGUGCGUGAUUGCGGAAGUGACUGCGACGUCGGACGUCGUUUUCGGCCGGCUCAUCACCGGUCGCUCUGUGUUCGAACAUGCUUUGCAGGAAGUUGUAGGGCCGUGUGUCAAUUUCGUGCCUGUGAGAGUCACCUUCGAUCAGGGUGAUAUAUCUUUCAAGCUUGCGCAACAGGUGGUGCAAGAACAGUAUGCGAGAGGUCUGCCAUAUCAGACGACAGGACUCGGCAAUGCCGAAGUGGACCCGCGCAUGACGCGGUUUGGCUUCACUGUUCACUAUCUGGCCGUCGAUGAUCGGCCUACUAUAAGUCUGAACGGAAGCCAAUGCCGGCUCAACUUCUGUGAGCUUCCGGCAGGCUAUGAUACGGGAGAGGUAGAGAUCAUGGCCAGGCCGUCGGGCGAGUCACUCCACAUCACCGUGACGGGAGGAACACACCGGGCUGACAUGCUGAGCAACAUACUGGACAGGCUUUGUACGCUGUUGCAUCGAUUUUCCAAGGGGCGGCCGAGGGUACAAGGUAGAUGA
Aspergillus pseudoviridinutans is the source of this 14538-nucleotide messenger RNA. RefSeq names its product nonribosomal peptide synthase. The coding region runs from base 1 to 14538 and encodes 4845 amino acids. The record is from RefSeq and is a predicted model, not a curated record. Lineage: Eukaryota; Fungi; Ascomycota; Eurotiomycetes; Eurotiales; Aspergillaceae. Gene Ontology annotation, cellular component: cytoplasm. The transcript has a single exon. Gene Ontology annotation, molecular function: catalytic activity; phosphopantetheine binding. Gene Ontology annotation, biological process: secondary metabolite biosynthetic process; amino acid activation for nonribosomal peptide biosynthetic process.